GUUAGUGUGCAGUGUGUUAGUUUAACCCUCAGAUUCACUGCAAAUCAAUACAGUGUGAUUCUCACUGAAGUCUCCAGGAAGUGAAGAGCAAAAGUGGGAGGGAGGAAUAGUGUAUUUAAACUGUAGGGAAAGGUUAGAGCCAGACUAGAGCCAGCUAGUCUGUUUGGGAAGACAAACAGAGCCAAUAAAUCACACAGAGCAAAGGGGUCAGCAGCAACAGGGAGGAAAACAGGGACAUAAUAUUCAUCCAAACCUUAAACCUGGAGAGCAGAUGAACGCAUCAGAACAACAAAGCAACUAGCAGGAUAAACAUAGAGAGGAGAAGAAGAGAGGGAACACAGGUGCACAUUUACAAUAAACGAGAGAAGAGAGACGGCUCCGAGUUUUAACCGAGACGCCUGCAUUCCUUUAAAUCUCAGAUUGCUGCCUUUCAGUGCAGCAACUAAAGCAAUGAGGACUGAUAACUUGGUUGCUGAAGACAGCACGACACCUUUAAACUCAACACAAGCAGGUGGACCCAAACGUGGCAAGUUCAGACAGACCAUGCAAGCCACAAAGCCUCAGAGAAGUGUGUGGGCAUUGAGAAAGAGGCUCAUCAUCACUAUAUUCUGUGUUGUGGUUAUUUUAGCCAUCCUGGCUGUGGCUGGGUAUUUAAUUGCCCUACUCAUUAACAGUAAGUACUUCUUCUGCUCCAAGUCCCUGAAGUUCAUUCCACUAGAACAAGCCUGUGAUGGCAAACCGGACUGUGCGGGAGGAGAGGACGAGUCUUCAUGUGUCUCUCAUUUCAAAAGCAACAUAACAUUUCCUGUUCGUCUGGCCACGAAUCUCUCUGUGCUUCAGAUUUAUAAUCCCACUGAAGCCAAGUGGCAGAGUGUGUGUGCGGACGGCUGGACUGUGAAAUACACCGAAGCUGUGUGUCAGCAGUUGGGAUACACACUAAACCCUUCAUACACAACAGUAACGCUGUCUGAUCUGCCGUCGGAACUGAAGAAGGUGUUUUGUGCUCUGAGACCAAACGCCACGAUGCCGGUUUCCUCCAGUGUAUCAGCUCAAGCAACGUGCAGCUCAGGUUCAGUAGUUUCUGUUUCCUGCUCAGACUGUGGGCCAAAGGGACCUGAGAGCAGGAUUGUUGGAGGACAAAGUACACUUAUUGAGCACUGGCCGUGGCAGGUGAGCCUGCAGCAGAACGGUCAGCACACCUGUGGAGGCUCGCUGGUGUCUCCAAAGUGGAUCAUCACAGCAGCCCACUGCUUCACAGGCAGGGCGGAGGUGACCAGGUGGUGGGUGGUGGCAGGCAAUACGUACAUGACAUCACUAGGAGGUUCUGCUGUGGAUCAGAUCAUUGUAAAUGGAGACUACAACUCAGCAGUCAAUGAUUAUGACUUGGCAAUGAUGAGACUCACAAAGCCACUCACUCUAGGAGCCUCGGUGAAGCCCGUAUGUCUCCCCCCUUAUAAUCUGGGGCUCACAGCAGGAACCUCACUGGUGGUAACUGGCUGGGGUAAUCUGCAAGAAAAUGGUCAGUUAUCGUCUAACCUUCAGGAGGCCAUUGUUCCUCUGAUCGACCGUGCUCAGUGCACCAGACCUGCAGUUUAUGGUGAUAGUCUCACUCAGAGGAUGAUCUGUGCAGGGUAUCUGCAGGGUAACGUGGACGCAUGCCAGGGUGACAGCGGAGGUCCUCUGGUGUAUCUUCAGGAGCACUGGAUGUUGGUGGGUGUGGUGAGUUGGGGUGUAGGAUGUGCAAGACCAAACCUACCUGGUGUUUACUCUAAUGUGGAUCAGAUGCUGAACUGGGUCUACACUGUCAUGCAGAAAUCAUGAGCCAAAGCCAUCAGGAGGACACGAGUGUGUUAGAACAAAGACGAACAUUACAUCAGUGCAAUACUCUUCAUCACUCUACAUCAGAGCAAACUGUACUCUGUUUAAUCUACAUGAACUCUGAGGACGUACUUGAGCUGUUACUUAACCCAAAAAUGAUGAAUCAGGUACAGAUUUAGAUCUGAAUCUUCACUUCCUUACUGGUGCAGAUUAUUAGUCACCUUCUCAGGGAUGAGUUUAAUUGAAGUUGUAAUUGUUGCCUUUAAAUCCAAUUAAUGAUAAUAAUAAUGUUAGCUUUAUACUGUUUACUUCACCAAAUACAUGAAGGGCUGAUAAAGCAAACAGGAUCACUUCUUGUGUGAUUGUGUUCCACUCUUUACCUGUACAGAGUUUCUUCAUUUGCACUUUUCUCAGCAUUAAUAAGUGACGUGUUGGGAUCAGAUACUUCUGACUAUUUGGAUGUCAUUAUUUAACAUGUUGGAUAAGCCAAAAGUUACUAAAGUUAAUUAAAGUUGUAUUGUAUUAAGAAGUUAACAAAAACGUCUUAAUGCCAAACAGAGAUCAAACUUUAAUGGUGUUGUGAAUUAGUUCAUAUUGUUCUGGCUCAAGCUCUCAUGUGGUGCGAUAUGAGUGAAUAUUUCUGUGAAUUUCUACAAGUAUAAUGUAAAUAAAUGUAAAAUGUAAAAUGUUCAAUAAAUUAUGGUUUUUGAGGGAGGAA
This is a messenger RNA of Tachysurus vachellii, 2536 nucleotides long. It is a transcript of the gene tmprss4a, whose product is annotated as transmembrane serine protease 4a. Bases 451 to 1821 code for a protein of 456 amino acids. The transcript has 14 exons. Lineage: Eukaryota; Metazoa; Chordata; Actinopteri; Siluriformes; Bagridae. Gene Ontology annotation, biological process: proteolysis. The record is from RefSeq and is a predicted model, not a curated record. Gene Ontology annotation, cellular component: membrane. Gene Ontology annotation, molecular function: protein binding; serine-type endopeptidase activity.